UCACAGAAAUAACAACAUCAUGCAAGGUCAGCAAUUCACAACUUCCCAAUAGCAAGAAACUCUGCUGGAAGACGACAAGAGGCUGAGCAACCAUUUAAAUCCAGCUAUCUACCAGUGUGUGACAGAGAGUGCAAGAUGAGCAAUUCAUUGGACAGAAGAAGAUCUUCAUCAUCAUUUCUAAACCCUACAACUCCUAAAAGAUAUCACAACAGUGACUCUACAAACUCAGCUACUGAUGUAGCCCGUCAUAGAAGAGUGGAGGAUGAGAGUGAUAUUGAGAAACAAUACGUUAUCGGGGAUAUCCUGGGAACAGGGGCAUUUGGUGUUGUGAAGGAAAUCACUAACAGACUCACACAGCAGAAGUUUGCUAUGAAGAUCGUCAAUAAAGAUAAACCUGGAAGCCACUCGAUACAGUUACUGGAGAGAGAGGUGGAGGUAUUAAAGAGGGUCAAUCAUCCUCACAUUAUUCAGUUGGAGGAAGUUUUUGAGACUGCAAAGAAAAUGUAUCUGAUUAUGGAGCUAUGCAAAGGUGGUGAGCUUUCUGAUGAGCUACGCAGAAAAACUUAUUUCAGGGAAGAGGAAACCAAAGUGAUCAUGGGAAGGCUCACAGAGGCCGUGGUCUAUAUGCAUGACAAUGAUAUGGUGCACCGAGACUUGAAACUGGAGAAUAUCUUGUUAAGUACAGCUGAUUCCAGUGAUAACUUCAACAUCAAGGUAACUGACUUCGGGCUGGCUCACAUGAAGGGGCUUCCUGGCUGUGAUGACCUCAUGCACAUGCGCUGUGGCACCCUCUACUAUAUGGCACCGGAGGUAUUCAACGGGCACGACUACACAAAGAUGUGUGACGUGUGGAGUCUAGGGGUCAUCAUGUACAUACUGUUGUGUGGGCGUGUGCCUUUCAAGGGAGAGACUUCUGCUAAACUGGAGGAGGUCAUUGUACAAGGCCAGCUCACCUUUCAGGAGAUAGAGUGGAUCAAUGUUAGUCAAGUUGCCAAGGAUCUGGUCAAGUCGAUGCUGUGUGUGGAUACCAGUGAGAGAUGCACAGCAAGAAAGGUGUUGGACGACCCUUGGUUCACGGGUAAAAAAGAACGAAAGGUGAAGAAUGCCCUGGACCUUAUGAGAACUUUGGACUCUGAGAGUGCAGCCGUCUAUAGAGAGCUCGCAGCCCUAGAAGAAGUAAGUACCUCUGCAGAAUCAGACAAGGUCAAGUCGGAAUCAUGUGAACACAAUCGCAAAGAGUUGGCAUCCCCGAGCUCAAAGAUGCUGAAGCCACCACCUGCAACUUCAUCAAGCAGCUCCAAACGUCGAUCAAACAGUGUGUCUGUAGUCUCACCUAAAGGGUCCAAGGGUAGCCUCAGAAACAGCUCAACUAGUAGCAUUCAUCUUCCCCAUGAAAGAUUGCCUCCAUUGAGUGGUGGUCAAAGUGGCAGUUUGAGCAAGCCUCGAGAUCGAGCAGGAACUUCUUCGUCAAGGUCUAGUGGUGCCUCGCCAAGCAAAAGACCGACCAGUGGAAGCACUCAUAGACAUUCCUCAGUAUCUAAGACAUAGCAGCAGCCUCAUUGAUUUAUUCGUGUGUGUAUAUUAGUCGAUAUUCGAUAUUCACAUUGUACCAUAAUUUUUAAUGCAACAACUUAAUUAUAGUCAA
Molecule: messenger RNA, 1645 nt
Organism: Halichondria panicea
Lineage: Eukaryota; Metazoa; Porifera; Demospongiae; Suberitida; Halichondriidae
Product: myosin light chain kinase A-like
Exons: 9
Coding region: 136-1548 (470 amino acids)
Biological process (GO): protein phosphorylation
Molecular function (GO): protein kinase activity; ATP binding
Source: RefSeq, a predicted model, not a curated record